Messenger RNA from Lactuca sativa (garden lettuce), 686 nucleotides. The record is from RefSeq and is a predicted model, not a curated record. Lineage: Eukaryota; Viridiplantae; Streptophyta; Magnoliopsida; Asterales; Asteraceae.
CCAAGCAUUCACCUCAGUACAGAAUUCUAAUGGUGUGGCGUAUAUUGGGAGGGAUUGCCACCUCUCUCCUCUUUUCAGCCUUUGAAUCAUGGCUUGUUGCUGAACACAACAAGAGAGGUUUUGAGCAACAAUGGCUAUCAAUUACAUUCUCUAAGGCAAUAUUUCUUGGGAAUGGACUGGUUGCCAUUUUAGCUGGUUUAUUUGGAAAUCUUUUAGUUGGUUCAUUGGCCAUGGGACCUGUUGCUCCAUUUGAUGCAGCUUCAAUCUUUCUUGCCAUUGGAAUGGCCAUCAUCAUAUCAUCAUGGACUAAAAAUUAUGGUGACUCAUCAGAAAGCAAAGAUCUAAUGACCCAAUUCAGGGGUGCUGCUGUUGCAAUUGCAUCAGCAUUAUUGGGUGCAAUACAAUCUUUAUUCGAGGGUUCAAUGUACACUUUUGUGUUUCUAUGGACACCUGCUUUAAGCCCAAAUGGUGAAGACAUUCCACAUGGUUUCAUUUUUGCUACUUUCAUGUUAUCUUCCAUGUUAGGAAGCUAUUUAGCUUCUCGGUUAUUAGCACACACACUGACAUACAUUGAUAUUGUGUUGUGUUGUGUUCACACACUGUUAAAAGGAUUGGAAAAGAUAAUUGCAAGUGCAGAUAUUCCAAUGUUCGUCUGUGGUGACUUCAAUUCAGUUCCAAGAAGGUAG